Ilex paraguariensis (yerba mate) is the source of this 285-nucleotide messenger RNA. The record is from the annotation of a GenBank genome assembly. NCBI's taxonomy places the organism in Eukaryota, Viridiplantae, Streptophyta, Magnoliopsida, Aquifoliales, Aquifoliaceae.
UCUUGUGCCGGUGGCCCAAGGCAACCAUGGCAUGAUUUACACUGUAAAAUUGACGGUCCGGCUGCUUAUGAUAUAAUGACCAAUUUUGAACAAAGAUGGAGAAAAGCAGUAAAAUGGAGAGAUUUUAAGAUAAGAAAGGUCAGACACUGGCAUGAUGAUGCCUUGCUAAAGCUAGACCGGAUCUCGUGGAUACUGUCUCCGUCUUCUAGUCCUGAUGGUGACCGUGUUGUACAUGUUACCAAUGAAGAAGAUCCUGAAAAUUGGCAUGUACAGGUUGGUGAUUGA